Messenger RNA from Eublepharis macularius, 762 nucleotides. RefSeq names its product R3H domain containing like (gene R3HDML). Bases 1 to 762 code for a protein of 253 amino acids. The transcript is spliced from 5 exons. Lineage: Eukaryota; Metazoa; Chordata; Lepidosauria; Squamata; Eublepharidae. The record is from RefSeq and is a predicted model, not a curated record.
AUGACUCUCUUGCACAUGCGCUUGUAUCUUCCUGGCUUGGUCUUCUGGGUUUUACAGAAAUCGAGCUCCUUUGGGCUACCUAAUACUACUGAACUCCUCUACCCAUCCAGCAGCACUGAGGUAGGCCUCCUAUCUAGCCUUGGAGGACCUAGGACUCGCGGAAAACGCUAUAUUUCUCCCAGGGAUAUGAGUGCGAUUUUGGACUACCACAACCAAGUGAGGUCCCAGGUAUCUCCACCAGCUGCCAACAUGGAAUUUAUGAUAUGGGAUGAGAAGCUAGCCCGAUCUGCGGCAACAUGGGCAAAACAGUGUGUUUGGGACCAUGGGCCUCCACAUCUGAUGAGGUAUAUGGGUCAGAACUUGGCCAUUCACUCUGGCAGGUACCGUUCUGUUGUCGACCUUGUGAAAUCUUGGUAUUACGAGAAGCAACAUUAUUCUUUUCCUUAUCCCCAUGAAUGCAAGCCCAGCUGUCCUUCCAAAUGCAGUGGUUCGGUCUGCAGCCAUUAUACACAGAUGGUAUGGGCUUCUUCCAACAGAAUUGGCUGUGCCAUCCACACCUGCACCAACAUGAAUGUGUGGGGCAGCACCUGGCGGCGAGCAAUCUACUUAGUGUGCAACUAUGCCAUUAAGGGAAACUGGGUAGGAGAAGCACCUUACAAAAUGGGGAGACCCUGUUCAGCCUGCCCACCAAGUUAUGGAAGCACCUGCAGCAAUAACAUGUGUUACUCUGGAUUCAAAUCCAACAAGGUGAGCUGGUUUUGA